CGCUGCUGCGUCCGCGCACUCUUAGAUACGGUUCAGACUAUUUCAAAUAUAUCUCAGUCAUCAAUAAUGAUGAUAACUACUCAAACAGCUAUAUAGUAUUACAAAAUAUCACUCAAAGUGAUAUCAAUAAUCGCCGAUAACCAUAGUCAACAAUGAAGAAAAAUUUCAACAAACUUCGAUCGAAGAUAGCAAAAUUCAAUGCUAAGGAGGUACAAUCACUCCCCUCCAAUUCUGUACCGAUAGCUCCCCAAGAUCCAUCAUCCAUCGGUCUUAAAACCAUCUAUGAUUCAUUCGAUGCAACUAUCGAGUAUGUCUUCUCAUUCUUGUGUAUCAUCUGAACUAAAUGUUCUCAGCAUCAUAGCCAUUCAUGGUCAAAACGGCCAUCCCAUCGAGUCCUGGACAAAUAGGGACAAUGGAGUACUUUGGCUACGAGAUCUGCUACCGGGAGUUUUAGAAACAAAUCCAGGCGUAAAGGUCCGAGUUCUUAGUUAUGGAUACGCGCGGAGUGAUCCAGUUGAGAGUAUUGGCGCUAGAUUAGUGGAUAGCAUUAAUGAGCUACGAAAUCAGACGAACAGUGAAGGAAGAAAAAUAAUUUGGUGUGCGCAUAGUUUUGGGGGUCCUUUGCUACGGGCUGUAAGUAUCAUUCUAUCGCUGGGUCACCGACUUUGAUUUGCCUUUCUUUAGUAUGCUAAGGAAGAGCUCAUGCUAACAAGCUCAGGCAAUGACCAUUCUUCCCGCCUCCAGCGAUAUCCAAGUAUCAACUCACGCCAUUUUAUUUUUCGGGGUAGCAAAAAAUAUGGGAUUAGAAAAUUUGGAUAUGAUGCUUGCAUUGCCAGAAACUUCUUUGAGCAAGGAGAUGGGAGGUUUGAGGAAAGAGAUGUUGUGGUUGAAGAUGGGAAGUGAAGGAUUUGAUAGCUUGAAUGAGCAAAUGGGUUGGAGGAUUGUGUGGUUUAGGGAGGUGGCGAGUAAGGGAGAGAAGGUUAAAAUUCUGGACAGGGUGGAUGGUGGGGAGGAAAACAAAGGAGACGGGUACUGUGAGAGGGAGAUGGUGGUUAGAUUGGGUAAGACGCAUAGUGCUAUGGUAGGAUUUGGGGAUGCUGAAGAUGAAGAUUUCAAGGCUGUGGUUGAGAAGGUAAGGGAGAUGGUUGAAGGAGCGCUCAUAUAGUCACUCUUCCUAACUUUACCAUUCAUAACCUCCUAAGUCUUAGAACAAACCCCUUCGGACAAAUAUCCUAGGUGUUGACUGUACCACCAGUGUACCUUGACGCAAUUAACCUAAACUUUUACCAUCGAAUAUCUGUCCUCGAUUGAACUUGAGCAUUACGCUUUGUUCAUGUUUGCAAAUCUUGCAAGAGAACUGUCAUAGUCUCACAUGUAAUUUUCCAAUGUACCGCAAGGGUAC
Molecule: messenger RNA, 1402 nt
Organism: Sclerotinia trifoliorum
Lineage: Eukaryota; Fungi; Ascomycota; Leotiomycetes; Helotiales; Sclerotiniaceae
Source: the annotation of a GenBank genome assembly